Girardinichthys multiradiatus is the source of this 930-nucleotide messenger RNA. RefSeq names its product CX3C chemokine receptor 1. Gene Ontology annotation, biological process: G protein-coupled receptor signaling pathway. Bases 1 to 930 code for a protein of 309 amino acids. Gene Ontology annotation, molecular function: G protein-coupled receptor activity. The transcript has a single exon. Gene Ontology annotation, cellular component: membrane. The record is from RefSeq and is a predicted model, not a curated record. NCBI's taxonomy places the organism in Eukaryota, Metazoa, Chordata, Actinopteri, Cyprinodontiformes, Goodeidae.
AUGUUUCGCCUUACUGUCAACCUCUUAGGCUUGAGAAUGUUUGUUUUUUGCAUAGGAUUGGUGGGUAAUAUGUUUGUCAUCCUUUCAAUCGUCCAGACCAAAGUGUCCCACAUUAAAUCGUUUGACCUGUUUCUCCUGGGACUCACGUCAGCCAACCUAGAGGAAAUUGUCAUCAUAAACAUCUACAAUGUUAACAUUGUUGAGACUUUCUUCAUCACCACCAGCGCUUGGUGGUGUCAUUUGCUUAAGUUCAUGACUACCUUUGGUAAAAUGGCCAGCAUCUUUUUCACGGUCGUAAUCUGCAUCUUCCGCUACCAGAAGCUGAGAGACAUCAAGCACAGGGGGAGCCUCCCGAUUUGCCUGGACAGCAUCACAUCUGCCUGGACGCUGAGUGGAGUUGGCGUGAUGCUCUCCACCCUUCUCAGUCUCCCAAUGUUUGCCAUUACUCCUCAAGGAUCUGUGGAAAACAUGACGGAAAACGGUGCGAGCUGCCAUCCUGACUUCUUUCAUUGUGGUGAGAAUUACUGUCCCACCCUCAACCGUGUGUAUAAAUACCUGAUCAUGCUCCUGUGCCACCUGCUUCCCCUGAUCAUUGUAACGUUUACCAGCUGCUUGACCAUUACUGUGCUCAUGAGCCAGACGAAUAUGGUAACAACGGAGGAUAAUGUUAGAUGCACAAACCACCACAUUGGGAAGAGUAAUGGACUCCAUCGAAGUACGGUGGCUGUGCUGGCAGCCAUGGGAUUAUUUCAGAUAGACUGGACUCUCUACCUAAUCCUUCAAUGGACUUUUAGCCUCAGUGACAAUCCUUUUUGGGCUGAAAUAGAGUUCUUUAUUUCAACUUCCUAUACGUCUUUUAGUCCAUAUGUGUAUGGGAUAGGGAGUCCCUUUUUUUCUUUCGAGAAGUGUAAACAAUUGUUUAAGAUUUAA